Molecule: messenger RNA, 2986 nt
Organism: Medioppia subpectinata
Lineage: Eukaryota; Metazoa; Arthropoda; Arachnida; Sarcoptiformes; Oppiidae
Source: the annotation of a GenBank genome assembly
GCGAUUUGUUUGUUGACAUGACUUGAAGUGUGAAAUGAAAGUGAUUUUCAUUAAUCAAAAUAAACCAUUAAUUAUCUGCUCUUGAGUUGGAUCUGUUGUUACGGCACACGUCUUGAGGUGUGUGUAGACAAUGACAGACAACGUGUCGACAGAGACGGUGAAGGAGGCGGUGGAGAAGGAGUGGGAGAGUGUGGCCGUAGCCGAGAGACUCACCGCACAGAGGGAUCAGCUCCUUCUUCAGGAGCGAGAGAUCGACGCCUUAAGACAGGAACUGCUGAGCGCCAGACAAUCGAUGCACUCGUUUGAGACGGAAAGCGCUCUCGAGAGGAAGCGAUUGCGCGAAGAGUUGGUGACUCACGCGGACAGAUGUCGACAACUCGAGGACAAUAAGCGAGAGCUCGAAGAGAACAUCGGUUUAUAUAAAGAGCAGAACCGAGUCCUUCAUCUCAAUUACCAGGAAUUGGAGGCCAAGUGUCUGGAACUGGAGGAAGACCUGAAACGAGCGGACAAACAGAACGAUAGCAUCGAUUUGAUCCGCAAAGACAACGCCAAUCUGAAGACACAAGUGUUGAUGCUUUCAGAGCUCUACCAGGGAUUGAAAGACAGGUUCGCUGUUAUCAACAAAACGGCAACUUUUGAUGACUUGACGGCCAUUGAGUACGAAGUGAGGACUAAGGAAAUCAAUGAUUUGCGCUCAAAAUUGGAGACAACUGUCCAUCAGAUGGAAGUCUAUAAACUGAAGAGCAAUGAAAUAGAUUUACAAAUCGCUAAAAGGGAUCACAUAAUCGCCGAUCAAAAGCAGAUCAUCGAAAGCACCAAAAUUAGGCACAAAAAGCAAUCAGAGAUUGAACAGCAAAGGAUUGAUGGACUUAAGAAAGUGAUCCAACAGUUAGAACAACAUAUUCUUAGCCUUUAUGGACAGUUAGGUCUCAAAGAACACGAACAGAGACUCAGAGAAAAACUGGCCGUUCCUGAAGAACAGGUUCCGAUGCAAGCAUCUGAUCCCAUGGUUGACACGGAUUCCAACCAUAACUCUAACCUAAAUAAUAACAUUGUUGUCAUAUUAUACGAGACCAGUGUUAACACCGACUUUACUAAUCUUAUUAUUAUUGUCUCAUAUCGUGUCCAACCUAUCGAUGAGUAUAUGUUUCACAGAUUUUGGCCACAAAUCAGCCGCAUAUCCAAGCAUUUGUUGAGAGAAAAUCCGCGAAACAAAGCGUUUGUGAGGAAAAUGAGUGAAAUAUCUGAACCAAAGGUCAGUAAAAAUGAGUUAAAACGGAGACUCAAAGAGCAGAAGAAGGAGUUAGAGAAACAAGAAAAAGAGGCUCAAAGACAACAGACGGCCACCGCUUCCGCUGGCGGUGAGGUCUCAGUCAAAGACAAGAAGCCGGCGACCAAUGAGGAGGAAUUGGAUGAAAAUGAAUACUUUGUGAUCCGAUCCAAAGCCAUCAACGAGUUGAGGACAGCGGGAGAGCAGCCGUACCCACACAAGUUCAAUGUGACCAUAAGUUUAACGCAUUUCAUUCAACGGUACGACCACUUGAAGCCCGAAGACAUCAUCAAAACGGAUGAGCUGUCGGUCGCGGGUCGGGUCCACGCGAAACGAGAAGCCGGACAGAAGUUGAUAUUUUACGACUUGAGAGCGGAGGGCGUGAAGAUUCAGGUGAUGGCAAACGCCAAACUCUACGAGAGUGAGGAACUGUUUGCCAAAGACAACGAUAAGAUCAGAAGGGGUGACAUAAUCGGGUGCAUCGGUUGGCCGGGAAAGACCAAGAAAGGAGAGUUGAGUAUUGUCCCCAAGAAGAUAGAGCUGUUGACGCCAUGUCUACAUCAGGUCCCACACCUCCACUUCGGUCUCAAAGACAAAGAGAAACGCUUCCGUCAGCGGUAUUUGGAUCUUAUACUCAACGAAACGGUUCGCCAGAAGUUCAUGACCAGAGCCAAGAUUAUCAAAUACUUGCGCGACUUCUUCGACGGCUUGGGUUUCCUGGAAGUGGAGACACCGAUGAUGAAUAUGAUCGCCGGCGGCGCCACCGCUAAGCCCUUUGUCACGCAUCACAACGACUUAAAUAUGAACCUAUUUAUGCGAAUCGCACCCGAAUUGUAUCUAAAGAUGUUAGUCGUCGGUGGCAUCGAUCGGGUCUAUGAAAUCGGCCGACAGUUCCGUAACGAAGGCAUCGAUUUGACACACAAUCCAGAGUUCACGACCUGUGAGUUCUAUAUGGCUUACGCCGACUACAACGACCUGAUGGUCAUUAUGGAGACAAUGCUUUCGGGACUCGUGCGGCACAUAUUCGGCAAAUACGAGGUGACAUACCAUCCCGACGGACCCGAUGGAGAGCCUGUGGUCAUCAAUUUCAUGCCUCCAUUCAAACGGGUUUCGAUGAUUUCGGAGUUGGAGAGCAAACUGGGCGUCAAGUUUCCCGAAGCGACAGAACUGGACACCGAAAGCGGCAAUAAGUUCCUCUCAGAUCUCUGUGCGAAACACGAGGUCGAGUGUCCGGCGCCGCGAACCAGCGCUCGGCUAUUGGACAAACUGGUCGGCGACUUCAUUGAAGUGCACUGUUUGGACCCCACGUUCAUCACAGAGCACCCCAUUAUGAUGAGCCCACUGUCCAAAUGGCAUCGUUCAAAACAGGGACUCACAGAACGCUUCGAACUCUUCAUCUCCAAGAAGGAAGUGAUCAAUGGAUACACGGAAUUGAACGACCCGUUCGUCCAAAGGCAGCGCUUUGAACAGCAGGCGGCGGCCAAAGCGGCCGGCGAUGACGAGGCCCAAGGCAUCGACGAGACCUUCUGCAACGCUCUCGAGUACGGACUGCCGCCGACGGGUGGCGUCGGCAUUGGUAUCGAUCGGUUGGCCAUGUUUUUGACGGAUUCCAAUAAUAUCAAAGAAGUACUGUUUUUCCCGGCCAUGAAACCCGACGACAAUAAGAGGUCUGACGGCACGGAUGGCGACCAACCCGUGGCCAACGGUUCCAACUAA